AUGCGAAUAGAAAAGUGCUACUUUUGUUCGGGGCCUGUUUACCCCGGGCAUGGGAUGAUGUUUGUACGUAAUGACUGCAAGGUAGGACUAUUUGGUGUUAUUUGCCUUGCUUCGCGUCGACAACUUUUGUCUGCAUCGCUAGCUAGGUAACGUAGUGGCUCUGGUCCAGGGCGUCGUUCGGCUGCGCUCUCGCCUUUUGGUGGUGUAAAUUAUUUGGUUUAUUGACAUGGCUCCGUAAGUCACCGGAGUAAAGAUGUCUCUGUAACGCGACUGGUGCCAAACUUUUGUCGCGUUCAGAACAACUGCUGGGAACUCGGAAAUCUCGGACUUCCGAUCGUUCAAAACAAAUGGGAACUCGGGAUAAAAACGAGCUCCGACUGGGAAAAAUCGAUUUGAAGUUGGAAUUCCAACUCGAGUCUCUUUCUAGAGCUCCGACCUGAAAAUCACUGACUCGUAUUUCUCUGAGCUCCCAGUUGUUUUAAACGCAGCAUAUGUCCCACGCACUACCGAGUUGCAAGGGCAUCCGACGCAUGAAAACAAAAAGCUAGUUAACUAACUACAGCGACACAGAUACUGAUGAUAACUAACACCUUUCAUCUGUGACAGCGAGCUACUAGCUAAUAAAACGAGCUAUACAUAUGUCAGGAGCAUUAAUAUGAUCAAUACCGUUGUUGAACCACACUGUUGUUGUAUUAUUAUUAUGACGAUGAUAUAUACUGCUGCAUAGAGGUAGCCUCGUACAACCAUCCUAAUAUCGGGAGUUUACAUUCUGUGGUUCCAUGUAGGGAAACAUAAUGUAAAUUUGCGAGUUCAGGAUGGUUGCACGAUGCUAGCAGCGGUUCCCAAGUAAAAUAAAUACAUUUCAAAGCUCUCUUAAUUUUGUAAUUAGGUGUUCCGAUUCUGCAAGUCAAAGUGCCACAAAAACUUCAAGAAGAAGCGUAACCCAAGAAAGACCAGAUGGACGAAGGCAUUCAGAAAAGCUUCUGGGAAGGAGUUGACAGUUGUGAGUUAUUCUAUUGAUGUAAAUUAUAAUCCACGGUUUCUUCUUCUUCUAUAGUAUAUUGGCGAUCACACAACAGGACCGACAGACUUUAUUAUUUUUCUCCAUUCACCCAGCGGGUCAGACGCUGGGCGCCAACCACACCAGGAAUUCAACCUGAACAUCCGUCGUCACCCCUGAGAUGUCUCCUUUGACUGGGGCUCUACUCCGAAGUUCAAAACACAAAACUUCGGUUGUUCGGAUUCUUUUGAGGCUCAUUGCAAUCUUCAGAAAUACAAUGAAUCAAACUCAGACCACUCCACAUAUGCAUCCUUACUCAACAAACGAUUCGUUAUCAUUCACACGUAUCCUCCACUCCACUUUUAGACAAUUUCCUUUUUUUUUUCUCCUGUUUUCGCUACUACUGUUGUCCAUUCAGAACAUUCGUCUUCACCAACUUUGCUUGAAGCGCUGCUUGGUUCCAACUCAGCAUCCACUUCCUCCAUCUUUUCCUCGCUGGAUUUCUUCCUAGGUUCCUGCCCUUACAUUUUAGUCAUUUAGCAGAUGCUGUUAUCCAGAGCGAUUUACAGUUAGUGCAUACAUUUUUUCAUACUGGCCCCCCAUGGGAAUCGAACCCACAACCCUGGCGUUGCAAGCGCCAUGCUCUACCAACUGAGCUACACGGGGAGGAAGUGUUUCCUGGCCACCGUCCUUCUACAUCUGAAUAGCUUGUUCUUUGGGAUUUUAGACUGGGUGUCUGUAAAGUAGGGCCGGGACGAUACCAGUGUCGCGAUACUCGUUAUUAUCGUGGCAAGGAAACAGCCCUAAUGUGGGAAACAAACAUCAUUAUGUUGUCAUCCAGAGUCACAUUUACUCAUUUUCCAAGCUGUAGCACACAAUAUUUUACAUACAGCAGGUUUUUUAAGAACCAAAUAGUUUGGUCUGCUCUGCUUCUUGUUGUAAUUUUUUGCCGUGGAAAAAAUAUUGCGAUGCUGGCAUCGUCACAGCCCUGCUGUAUAGCACUUUGUGACAACUGCUGAUGUAAAAAGGGCUUUAUAUAAAAAUAAAUGUUAUUGAUUUAAUUUGACGAGUCCCGUGUAAGUAUUCAUAAAGUAAAUAUCCUUUAUGUAGCCACUAAUAAUCAUAUUAUUGUUCACUGCUUCAGGACAACUCAUUGGAGUUUGAGAAGCGCAGAAAUAUUCCAGUCAAAUACAGAAGGGAGCUGUGGGGCAAGACAGGUAUUUUAUGAUCCAGCUUUACCCUCUCACAUGGCUCUUCAAGUCACAUUAGUUCAUCAUAUAAUUGUUUACAUUGGACUUAAUUGCAUUGUUAAUGUGAGAGUCAUUUAAAUGCUGACUAGAAGAGCAACAACCUGACUUAUUUUUGUUUUUCAGUGGAGGCGAUGAAGAAGGUGGAAGAGAUCAAACAGAAACGACAGGCAAAGUUUAUCAUGAACCGGCGAGUACAAUGACUAGUUUUCUGUUUUUGGGAUGGUAAAUAACAAGCAAAGUCCUAAAAAAAUGAAUAAAAAAAAUGUCACAUGCUUCGUAAAAACAACAGGUGUAGACUAAGAGCGGAACGCUGACUUACGGGUCCUUUCCUUAUGGGCAAAAGUUGUAAUCUGGUCUUUUGAAGGAACUUCGGGAGUAGAUUGCAAAGUCUUUGUGCCAAUGUGUGUAGAUUGGAUACAAGGCAGCAUUAUUAUGAUAUCUCACUAAAUUAGCAAGUCGUUGGUGUCAAUGUGGAUGUAUGGAAACGGUAGCUCAAUGAGCUCAUACCUGUUUUUCAAUCUGCUCAUCCUACAGGCUGAAGAAGGGCAAACAGUUGGAGAAGGAAGAGGCCAUAAGCGAAGUGAAGAAGAAUAUUCACCUUAUCAAAGCACCUCAUGCAGGUGAGACACCUGACUACAAUAUACACAGCUAUUGCCUCUUCUCUCCUCCUCUUCCCUCUGAUCACCUAUUCUCUGCUACAUGUACUACAAUAAGAAAGAUGUCCGUUUGACAAGCAAACAAACGUCUCCUCGACUGACUUUGAGGGGUUGAUUGCUUGCCGAGAGCACCUCUAAUACAUUUCCUCAUGAAUCUGCAGGCAAAGCCAAACCGCUGGAAGAGAAGAUGGUGCAGAAGCUGGCAGAAGACGUGGAAAUGGGGGAUGAUGGUUAAUCUGUUGCUUUCGAUGUGGUUGGCUUCAACAACUCAUUUCUGUGUGCUGUGUUUUUUGUCUUUGAGAUUUAACUGUUCCAAAUGCAAGUCUUCAAACAUACUGUGUAUAAUACAGAGGACAUAUGUGUUUUUAAAGACGUUGUAAUAAAUAAAAUAUAAGGAGCUGAUGCGCAGAAGUAAAAUUAAUGUAUCCUCCCAAAUGAACGUUCAAAACAAUAUAGAAAUUGAUAUUAAAUAUUAAUAAAACCAUGAUUGGUGAAAUAGGUUUCU
Messenger RNA from Coregonus sp. 'balchen', 3411 nucleotides. The record is from the annotation of a GenBank genome assembly. Lineage: Eukaryota; Metazoa; Chordata; Actinopteri; Salmoniformes; Salmonidae.